GUUGUAGGUCUCUAUGACAACGGGUAUUAAACCUUUCAGGGCCGUAGAGGGACUGUUGCUCUGCAGACUACCAGGCAAUAUGCGGGCCAGUUAAAGGGAGUGAUAGUCACAAAGCGACCCGGCUGGAUGACUUCUUUCACCGCUCUAAUUCAACAGGAGUACUACGCAACAAGCUGCUUGUGAUAGAACCUGAUGGGUUACUCUCAUCUAUAUGGUAUGCUGGUAUAGUAAAGAUUAUGACUGAGGUGGUUUGCGCAAAGCCUCAGGAGGACUAUGAGGACGACUUUGAGAAAGACCUGGACUGGCUGAUUGGUGAGGAAAGUCGUGGUGAAGACCAUGGUCUCGACUUUGACGACUUGGAAGCAGAGAUUGACAAGGAACUGGAGGAGGAGGACAAACGGAAGGGAAAGAAAAGAAAACCCAAAAGCCGCAAGGAGAUGAGAGGCAAGAAAACACCGGAGCUGGAAGAAGAUGAAGAGCGCUGGCCCUCGCCUAUGGAGCCAUUAGAGUACGACCCAGACGGAGACAGCCCCAUAAGGUCGUCGCCUACAGCGCCCCCACCGGAUGACCAGACAGACGAGGAGAAGAAGUACAUUCUGGAGAAGAUCCAGCAGGCCAAUCGAGACCUGCACGACCAAGAAGCUCCAGACAUGGCGAGGCGCAGGCGGCUGCAUUUCAAAGAGACGCUGGUGGACCUGGUGGUGCCUCCGCGGCAAGACGGGAACUCUGCUGAGGUGGGAAGGCUACAAGGGAACCAGGAUUCAGAGGCCGAGGUUUUAGGGAAGCUUUCCGAGCUCAAGCUUUGCUCUCACGAGGAAAGCGUAGGACCUGGCAGGGCCGGAGGGGGGGCCAGCGAGGAGGGGGUGAAGGAGAGUAGAGUCCUGGUAGAGAAGGACGGUAAGUUUGAUUUGGUGAGUCUGAAAGAGGUGGAAAGUCAAGGACUCCUGCCUCCUCUGGCGAGGGACCACUCGUCCCAACGCCAUCAGCAGCCCACCGUGAGCACCUCCCCCAUCCAGCGAGGCAUGGAUCCCCUCCGGGCCCCCAAACCUCCCGCUCAGCCCAGGAACAGGCCCAGCUCGGCCAGCCACAGCCAGAGAGGCAACCAGGGGAGAGGCAGCAAGCGGCGGGUGCAGUCGGCCUCGGGGACACCCUGCCAGGCCACUUACAGCCUGUCCCCGCAGCAGAAAGACCUGCUGCACAGGAUCCACCAGAGGAAGGAGAAACUGGCCAGAGAGGAGGAGCAGCGCAAACGGCAGGAAGAGGAGCAGAAGAGGCAGGAAAAUGAGCUGGCGUUUAAGGCGUGGCUGCUGAGGAAGAGAGAGCAGUUACAGGGGGAGAAACGGCUCCAACGAGCCCAAGAGAUGGAGGAGAUGAGUGCUAAGCAGAAAGACGGCAGCGACUCGGAGGACUCCUUCCGCCUGUGGCUCCAGAGGAAGCAGGAGCAGCAGCAGAGAGAGCGGCAGCUGGCGGAGCUCAAGAGGAUGGAGGAGGAAGGUGGAGACCUCCUACGGAGCCGCGCCCAGUGUGAACGCGCCUUCAAAAGGUGGCUGAAGCAGAAACGGGCGGAGAAGCGGGCGCAGCAGCGCGCGGCUCGGGAGCGCGCGCGCAUGUUGGUGCUGGAGGAGCGACGCGCGCGACGCUUGAGGGAUCUGCUUUGUUCCGUCAAUGAAACCAGGCCGUUCCGGUUCUCCGAGGCGCUGACCUUCCGCUUCUGAACGAGCGCGUCAGGGACACGAGCGUCUUUAAAAAAGACGAAAAACCCGCCGAACGGGGGCCCACGUGGUUCAUUCGGUGUUUAGUUGUUGCUAUGGUUUUGGUUGAUCACGUGUCAAGUCGCAUUCAUAAAAAGUAACCGUUUACCUCAGUGUGAGGAAAAUGUAUUGAGUGAAGGAUUAUUUUAUUUUUAUUUGGAAAAUGCACUUUAGUUUAAAUGGAGCCUCUUCAGAAAGAAGCACGGCUGUGUGGCCUGAAUACACCAGCUGAAGCAUUUGGUACCAGGAGGUAACAUAACCAGGACAAAAUGAAUCAACUAAAAGUUACAUUAAGGGUGAUAUGGAGAAAAUCAAAUAUAUACGUAUUUUGACCUUAACCCCUCAAUAUCAAUAAUGCAAUGAUAUUUGGUGGGUUUCAUAAAUAAUCAUCAGUAAUAAAGAUGUUAUGAAGUAGGUAAUGGCAAAUAGAUGACAUCACUUUACUGUAAUGCAGCUUUUCAGACCCUAAAAGACAACCCUAAUGCCAGGUUACAUUUCCAAAAUCCUACAUAAUGUAUUGUCCCAUAUCAACAUGAAUACAUUAAUAAAAUGCCAUUACCAAAGUAUUUGAUCAGUUUCUUAAUUUUAUCGGCAUUGUAGUUUGAUAGAAAAUACAUUUCAUUAUACGGUACGAUCAAAAGUUUGGACAUUCAAUGAGAAAAUGUGUCCAAACCUUUGACUGGUACCGUAUGAAUACAUUCAAUAAAAAAGAAGUGCUAAAUGUAGAUGUGAAAUUUCCUGUUUUUAAUAGGCACGUACACAUACACUCUGGCAUGUUACAGCAUUUCAGAAUUAAAUAUCAGUGAAACAAAAGUGGCCAACCUCAUAACGUGAGAGGAUGACGUACU
Molecule: messenger RNA, 2599 nt
Organism: Pungitius pungitius (ninespine stickleback)
Lineage: Eukaryota; Metazoa; Chordata; Actinopteri; Perciformes; Gasterosteidae
Gene: ccdc181
Product: coiled-coil domain containing 181
Exons: 7
Coding region: 237-1715 (492 amino acids)
Molecular function (GO): microtubule binding
Source: RefSeq, a predicted model, not a curated record